AUGGGGGCUGCAGAUGGCCACCAGGGGGCACUCUGGCCCUGGGAGAAGCACCCCGCGGGCCGACCUCGGAGCUCGCACGCAGGGAUGGAGACAGGUGCCAGGGCUGCAGACUUAGCUGCUGCAGACGAACGUAGUAGGCAGUACAGUCUAAAACCCACGGCUUCUCACAGUGCUUCAGUCACGGGGCCACCCCGGGAUGGUGGGGACACGUUCUGUCGCCCUGGGCCUGACUGGUCAGUCUCAUCUCUUGGCACAGGGGCGCAGAGUUUUGGCCUGCUGGACCCCAAACUGUGCUACCUGCUGGACGGCCUCCUCUUCAUCUAUGGCCUUGUCAUCACGGCCCUGUUCCUGAGAGCAAAGUUCGGCAGGAGCGCGGCCGUCCCCGAGGACCAGCAGGGCCCCAACCAGCUGUACAACGAGCUCAAUCUAAGAGGAAGAGAGGAGUAUGAGGUUUUGGAUAAGAGACGAGGCCUGGACCCUGAGAUGGGAGGAAAACAGCAGAGGAAGAGGAAUCCUCAGGAAGUCGUGUACAACGCACUGCAGAAAGACAAGAUGGCGGAGGCCUACAGUGAGAUUGGGAUAAAAGGCGAGAACCAGCGUCGGAGAGGGAAGGGGCACGAUGGUCUUUACCAGGGGCUCAGCACGGCCACCAAGGACACCUAUGAUGCUCUCCACAUGCAGACCCUGCCUCCUCGCUAACCGCACCAGGCAUGUCACCAACCACGGGCCAGACCCGCAGACAUUGUUCAAGACACAGGAUAAAGCAUUUAUAACCCAGUUCACUCCUAUUUCUCCACCACCAAAGUAUUCCCUCUUAUGAAUUGGAUGCUUUGCAUUGUAACAUUUGGUCAUAUCCAACUCCAAACCAUCCUCCCUGGACUCUGGAGGGGAGUGCACUCCGCCAGGCUUAUGGCCCUGUUCUCGAAGAGUCCUUUGUGAGUGCCACACGUUCUCGGGGCUUCUGGGGGGUCUUGGGGUUCACUGGAGACUGUGGACAGGCCCCUCUCUUGGAGGCCCCGGGCUCUUACCUGGGAGACGGGUACACGCUCCUUCUCUCAGUAGUGUUCCGUCCCUGUUUUGUCGAGUCCCCAGAGGAACCCCAGAUGUUAGCACAUAUCCCAAUAGCCCUUAUUGUUCCGUCAGUAUUUGAGUGGCUUUGCUCCUGCUGUAAAUUUGGCUUCUGUGGUCAACCUGCGUCAUUUCCAGGUCACUUGUCAUUGGUGCAAAGGGGCUGUUGUGUCCGCCGGUGAGAGGCCCGGGCGGAGGGGGAGAGGGGAGGAGAGCCGUGCGGGUCCGCGGGAGCCCGGGGCGGCUGAAGAAGGGGAGCAGGGGGCGCUGAUGGAGGCUCAGCUAGAGCACGGGGAGGGGGACGGGGCAGGCCGGAAGGGGCGCUCCUUCAAUCGGGCAUACAUUCCCCUUUAUAGACCUUAGCAUUUGUGGGCUGGGCACUCUGGGCACCGUCCUCACCGAGCUCACACUCGCACAGGGGACGCGAGGUGUGAACAGGCCGGCCUCACAGCGCGUAGGAAGGGCCAUUGCAGAGUUCGCACGAAGCGUGGGGGCGAGGGAACGGGCAGGCCCACACUCUUGCCAGGCACUCGUUCACUUCGCACUCCGAGUGGUAGUCAGCCGUCCCCGCGGACCUGCAGACCACCGAGAGCGGUGGCGGGCGGGAUCGCCACGGCUGACUUCCGGAAUCGCCUCGGCUGACUUCCGGGACCGCCUAGGCGGACUUCCGGGAACUGUGCUGUGUAAGGUGUCGUGGGUGACCCUCUCUGUUCUGAUAGGUUUUAAUUUAUACUGGUUUGCUAAAGCCUUACUUUCUCAUCUGCAUAAUAAACGCUUUGGUGAAA
Messenger RNA from Ailuropoda melanoleuca (giant panda), 1853 nucleotides. RefSeq names its product CD247 molecule (gene CD247). Gene Ontology annotation, molecular function: transmembrane signaling receptor activity. Gene Ontology annotation, cellular component: membrane; alpha-beta T cell receptor complex. The record is from RefSeq and is a predicted model, not a curated record. Gene Ontology annotation, biological process: T cell receptor signaling pathway. The coding region runs from base 1 to 699 and encodes 232 amino acids. NCBI's taxonomy places the organism in Eukaryota, Metazoa, Chordata, Mammalia, Carnivora, Ursidae. The transcript has 8 exons.